UUCACUGUUCCUCUCUUCCUCCUCUCCUCACACUGAUCUGCUCUACAGAAAGCACCAUACCAUACAAAGAGCCCACAAACAUCCAAUUCCCGCGAAAAUCACCCAUAAUCAUGCCAUUCGGCCUCAAGAAAAGCGACAAGGGAGACGGCGAUCUCGACUCGAAGAAGGCCUCUCUCUUCGGCGGAAGAUCAAAGGCCUCCAAAGCCUCUGGAUCUCCAGCACCUGCUUCGAACAAUCCAUACGCCGCCGCUCCGCCCAGCAACGCAAACCCAUACGCUUCAGCACCCACAAACGACCCAUAUGGCAAAGACAUCAAGACUGAUCCAUAUGCGAAGAGUCAGAGCAGCUUCUCACAACCACCCACGAGCUCAUUCGGGAACCUGAGCCUGAACGGCGAUCGCGCUGCGCCUCCGAGUUAUGGCGCAGCCGGAGGGAGUGGACAGCCGUUUCGCAAUGACAAGAGCCCAGUGCCGCCUGGAGGAUAUGGAGGCGGACAGGCGAGAUACCCAGCACCUGGAAAUUCAUAUGGACAAACGGGAGGCUAUGGGAACAGCGAUCCAUAUGGAACUGGCAGCUCACAACAAGCAUCCCGCUAUGGGCCUUCAGGAUAUGGUGGGCUAGGGAGGAGCAACAGCCAAGACACAAUGAGCACAGACGCUGGUCGGAAUGCGCUCUUCGGCGAUGCGCCCACUCGUGCGCAGCAGUCACGGCCGGAUAUGCCGCCUCAGCAAGGCAGUGCAGGAGAAGCAGGUGAUGCGAGCUACAGCAACACAGGUGGCUACGAUUCGACGGAGAUGCCUGGAGGGUACGGGUCCGGUCCACCACGAGAACUCACAGCUGAAGAGCAGGAGGAUCAAGAUGUAGAGGCUAGCAAGCAGGAGAUCCGGUUCAUCAAGCAGCAAGAUGUGGCAUCUACCCGCAACGCCCGCCGUAUCGCCGAGCAGGCCGAAGCGACAGGUCGCGAGACACUUGCUCGUUUGGGUGCUCAAGGCGAGAGGAUCCACAACACAGAACGCAAUCUCGACAUGGCAUCCAAUCAGAACAGACUCGCGGAGGAGAAAGCUCGAGAACUCAAGACACUCAACAGGAGCAUGUUCGCUGUGCACGUUGCCAACCCAUUCACCGCCAAGAAGCGCGAGGAGGCCGCCAAUGCGAUCGCAUUGGAGAAACAUCAGCGCGAACGUGCGCAGAGGGAUGCCACGCGCGAGGAGGCGUAUGGCAGCACAGCGAGAGCGCAGCGCCAGCAAAGAGACAUCAAUGGCAAUGUCGUGCGAACAGCGCCGGGCGCAAACAGGAAUCUUGCGGAUCGGGCAAAGUAUCAGUUUGAGGCGGAUAGUGAGGACGACGAGAUGGAGAACGAGAUUGAUGAUAACUUGGACGCCAUUCACCGCGGAGCCAAAACGCUUAAUAUGCUGGGCAAGGCCAUGGGCGAGGAGAUUGACUCGCAGAACAAGCACAUUGAUCGUAUCAUUACGAAGACAGACAAGGUGGACGAUCAGAUUGCCGUCAACAGGGCGAGGUUGGAUCGCAUUAGGUAGACGAGCUCACUGGCAAUGUUGCUCUCUCACAUGACAUCUUUGGCGUUUGCAUGACCCGGGCAGCAUGGAUGCAUACCCGAUAAUGGAUUGGCCAAGUCCAAUACAGUGACU
Molecule: messenger RNA, 1649 nt
Organism: Zymoseptoria tritici IPO323
Lineage: Eukaryota; Fungi; Ascomycota; Dothideomycetes; Mycosphaerellales; Mycosphaerellaceae
Exons: 2
Coding region: 111-1538 (475 amino acids)
Biological process (GO): vesicle fusion; exocytosis
Cellular component (GO): SNARE complex; plasma membrane
Molecular function (GO): SNAP receptor activity; syntaxin binding
Source: RefSeq, a predicted model, not a curated record